Molecule: messenger RNA, 2601 nt
Organism: Miscanthus lutarioriparius
Lineage: Eukaryota; Viridiplantae; Streptophyta; Magnoliopsida; Poales; Poaceae
Source: the annotation of a GenBank genome assembly
AUGGCGCCAGCGGUGGGGCUCAAGCGUUCCGCCACGCAGACCAUCACUCUGCCGCCGCCCGAGACGCGGCUGGCUGUGCGCGAUGUCAUGCGGUCCACGAUCCCGUCGCAGCCCGCCGAGGCGCCGGUGGCCUCGGAGAAGCCGGCGCCCGCCGCGGCGCUGCAGGGGUUCCUGUGCCUGGAGGAGGUGGACGGGAGGCGGUGGAGCUACGUGGUGGACGGCGGGGCCGCGAAGGGGAAGGGUAGGGGCGGGGCCGCUGUCCCCGCUGGGGCCUCCGUCAGGGCCGUGCCGCUGCAGUCGCCGCUUCCGCCUGCCGAGGAAAUAAUGGCAUUCAUAAGAUCGUAUGUCGUGCCUGAAGGGUUUCCAGACAGUGUUACUCCUUCAUAUGUACCUUACAUGACUUGGAGGGCUCUGAAGCACUUCUUUGGUGGAGCGAUGGGGGUGUUUACAACAAGAACCUUGCUGAGUUCUGUUGGAGUCUCUCAAAGCAAGGUGACACCAGGUGCCAUUGCUAUCAACUGGAUCCUCAAGGAUGGUGCUGGGCGAGUCGGAAAAAUGCUUUUUGCACGUCAAGGAAAGAAGUUUGACUAUGACCUAAAGCAGUUACGGUACACUAGUGAUCUGUUGCUGGAAAUAGGAGCUGGGAUAGAAUUAACUACUGCUGCAUUCCCUCAGUUUUUCUUGCCUAUGGCUUGUGUAGCCAAUGUUGUAAAGAAUGUCGCUGCUGUUACGUCAACUUCAACUCGCACUCCAAUCUAUAAGGCCUAUGCGAGAGGAGAAAACAUUGGAGAUGUCACUGCUAAAGGCGAAUCUGUUGGGAACAUUGCAGAUCUGCUUGGUACUGGUCUGAGUAUUUUUAUCUCAAAAAGGAAUCCCUCACUGGUGACUUCAUUUGCCUUCCUAUCCUGUGGAUAUCUCCUGAGUUCAUAUCAAGAGGUGAGAUCUGUUGUGCUGAAUACCCUAAACAGGGCGAGGUUUACCGUCGCAGUGGAUUCUUUCAUUAAAACUGGUCACAUUCCCUCCUUGAAGGAAGGAAAUUCACAGGAGACGAUAUUUAAUCCACCUUGGCGGCAUGAGCCAGUCGCAAUAGGUUCAAGAUUUGGAGAAGCAUUUCAAGAGCCAGCUUCAUUUCUUGCCAUAAGACCUCUGUUUGAGGAUGAGAGAUACAUGGUAACAUAUAAUCCAACAAAGGAUAAAGUAUAUGCUUUGCUCAAGGACCAAGCAAAAUCAGACGACAUUAUCAAAGCCGCUUUCCAUGCUCAUGUGCUACUGCAUUUUAUUAAUGCAUCACAUGCACGGAGGCUGAAGCAGAAGCAGAAGCAGGCAAACCCCGACCGAUCAGAGCAUCUGUACUCUAGAAACAUGGAUUUCCUGGCGCACAUCGCUGAAUCUUGCAAAAUUGUUUCCUCGUCAUAUGGAACAUUCAAGAAGAAAGCAAGGGAACAGGGUUGGAUAAUGUCAGAAUCUCUGCUCAACCCUGGCAAGGCUCGAUUAUGUUCAAGAUUUGGAGAAGCAUUUCAAGAGCCAGCUUCAUUUCUUGCCAUAAGACCUCUGUUUGAGGAUGAGAGAUACAUGGUAACAUAUAAUCCAACAAAGGAUAAAGUAUAUGCUUUGCUCAAGGACCAAGCAAAAUCAGACGACAUUAUCAAAGCCGCUUUCCAUGAUGCUCGGUUCUUAGGAGCUGAACUAACAUAUGUUGGGUGCCCGACACUAGGUCACAUUCCCUCCUUGAAGGAAGGAAAUUCACAGGAGGCGAUAUUUAAUCCACCUUGGCGGCAUGAGCCAGUCGUAAUAGGUUCAAGAUUUGGAGAAGCAUUUCAAGAGCCAGCUUCAUUUCUUGCCAUAAGACCUCUGUUUGAGGAUGAGAGAUACAUGGUAACAUAUAAUCCAACAAAGGAUAAAGUAUAUGCUUUGCUCAAGGACCAAGCAAAAUCAGACGACAUUAUCAAAGCCGCUUUCCAUGUCAAGCGAAGCGUAGCGAGCAAACCCCGACCGAUCGAGCAUCUGUACUCUAGAAACAUGGAUUUCCUGGCGCACAUCGCUGAAUCUUGCAAAAUUGUUUCCUCGUCAUAUGGAACAUUCAAGAAGAAAGCAAGGGAACAGUUAUGUUUGUCGGGCCUGUCCUCCGAGCCCCUCCGUCGGUGGCAGGUGUGGGGUCACAUUCCCUCCUUGAAGGAAGGAAAUUCACAGGAGACGAUAUUUAAUCCACCUUGGCGGCAUGAGCCAGUCGCAAUAGGUUCAAGAUUUGGAGAAGCAUUUCAAGAGCCAGCUUCAUUUCUUGCCAUAAGACCUCUGUUUGAGGAUGAGAGAUACAUGGUAACAUAUAAUCCAACAAAGGAUAAAGUAUAUGCUUUGCUCAAGGACCAAGCAAAAUCAGACGACAUUAUCAAAGCCGCUUUCCAUGCUCAUGUGCUACUGCAUUUUAUUAAUGCAUCACAUGCACGGAGGCUGAAGCAGAAGCAGAAGCAGGCAAACCCCGACCGAUCAGAGCAUCUGUACUCUAGAAACAUGGAUUUCUGGCGCACAUCGCUGAAUCUUGCAAAAUUGUUUCCUCGUCAUAUGGAACAUUCAAGAAGAAAGCAAGGGAACAGGGUUGGAUAA